ACGACAGUUCCCGCCACCACCACAAGUGAAAUGACCGUCACCAAGCGCACCGCCGCCGUCGCCACCGCGGGCCUCAUGGCGUUUGCGUUGGCCUUUAUGGUCUUCUCGUUCGAAGUUCACUUGGUGGCGCGGUCGUCAUCGCUGCCACUGCCCGUCGUCGCACUCGCCGCCGAGCCCGCGAUCGUACCCGACAUGCUUGUGGCCGCCGCCGAGCCCGACGUGCUUAUGGCCGCGCCGCAGCGACAGCUUUCGCCCGAGACGUACUCGCUCUCGCAGGCGCUGGACGAGCACACGCAUGUGCACCUUGUUUUCACAACGAGUUGCAACCAAGGCAAGCGUCACUUUCUCUCGUCGAGCUUGCAGGUCUCGCUCUCACGCGUGGGUCACCGCGGGCCAUUGACCGAGAUUGUUCACGGCUGCAGCGCCGACGAAAUGGUGCGGCUCUCGGCGCUACCGACGUUCUACUACGAUUUCCGCUACCACUUUGCACCCGACUUUGCACUUCAAGGCAAAGACCACUACGUCGCGUACAACAAGCCGUUUGGUCUGCGUCACUUUUUGCAGCACGGCGCGCGACAGGACAACUUGUCCAUUGCACUCAUCGACGCCGACUACGUCCUCUUCAAGCCCCUCCGCAUCAACUUGGGCGCCUCGUGGGGCCCGUAUUACCAAAACACGACGCUGCGCAACGCGUCCGACAUCACCGACACGGUCGCCGACGGUGUUGCGCUCGCUCAAAACAUGAAGGCUUUUCUCGGGGGUCGCUGGUUCAACGACCACAACGCGACGAUGAAGCAGCUCGUGUGCGGCAGCGGACCGUGCGCCAACGUCUCGUCCGCGGAUGCAUUCGAGUUUUACGAGCCCGCGGGCACGCCGUACAUCAUGACGCGCUCGGACUGGCAUCGGUUUGUCGACGACUAUGCAGCCUUCACCGUCAAAGGCCGGCAGUACCAAGACGACUGGAUGGUCGAGAUGUACGCCUAUGGCGCCGCGGCCGCCAACCAAGGCAUCAAACACACGCUGCUCAAGCACUUGGGACCCGCGACGUGCAGCUUUCACAAUACGGAGCACUGGGAUUUCCUCCCGCCGUCGACCCCCAACCCGUGCGCGGACCCGUUCGAUAUGGUGCUGCCCGAAGACCCGCCGAUCGGCAUCCAUUACGCCAUGUACUAUGGUGCCGGCGACGAUAUUCAUUCUGGCUACUGGUACACCAAGCAUCGGCUGCCGACGGACCUUACCGAGUGCGACAGCAUGCUGCUUGAAGUGCCGCCAGCCACCGAGUGGACCAAGCUAGCGACGUUGGGCUUGUCGGAGCGGGACCUACAGACCAAGCGCCACAACGUAUGGCUGCAGUGCACGAUGACCAAGUACGCCAACCAAGUGCUCACCGAGAUCAAGGCCAAGAUGUGCCCGCUCGGGUUCAACACCCACAUGGGCAUCAGCCUCGACGCGGCCAAGAUGAAGAAUUCCGCAUACCCGCAAAAGACCACGCCGUAGUCUCGCUCUAUCCUAUAGUAUAGAUAUAUGGAGAAAGCUUCGUUUGCUCCAACGUUGUGUAAUACAUGUAUACUACAAAUGUACUAACUUACUGGA
Saprolegnia diclina VS20 is the source of this 1593-nucleotide messenger RNA. RefSeq lists its product as hypothetical. Lineage: Eukaryota; Oomycota; Saprolegniomycetes; Saprolegniales; Saprolegniaceae. Gene Ontology annotation, molecular function: glycosyltransferase activity. The coding region runs from base 31 to 1497 and encodes 488 amino acids. The transcript has a single exon. The record is from RefSeq and is a predicted model, not a curated record.